AUGUUCAGUCGGCGAGUGGCCAGCUGCUGCCCGAUCCCUACGGCGAUGUACGGCGCGCUACACAUCAGUAGCCGUCGACAGGCCCAACGCCUCGUCCCACCGCUCGUUGCCCUCUCGCCGCGGGACACACGCAUCGCGGGCCCCGGCGCACUGCCGCUGCUGGCGGACGAGUCUCUUCCUGCUGAUGUUGCCGCAGUGCCUUCGCUCUCGGCUCUCAUUGGGCUUCCAACACAGGUACUGCUCAGCGGGUUUGCGUCUAACCCACUACUCAUGCGUAUCAUUUCCGAUACAAUGUGUACUUAUAGCGUUUUACUUCUUCACAAUUGGCGUUUCUAG
Molecule: messenger RNA, 336 nt
Organism: Trypanosoma theileri
Lineage: Eukaryota; Euglenozoa; Kinetoplastea; Trypanosomatida; Trypanosomatidae
Exons: 1
Coding region: 1-336 (111 amino acids)
Source: RefSeq, a predicted model, not a curated record